This is a messenger RNA of Blastocystis hominis, 626 nucleotides long. RefSeq lists its product as hypothetical. Bases 1 to 474 code for a protein of 157 amino acids. Gene Ontology annotation, biological process: translation reinitiation; formation of translation preinitiation complex. NCBI's taxonomy places the organism in Eukaryota, Bigyra, Opalinata, Blastocystidae. Gene Ontology annotation, molecular function: mRNA binding. The transcript has a single exon. The record is from RefSeq and is a predicted model, not a curated record.
AUGUCAGUAGCCCCUAAGGAUGUGGAAUUGUGUCCCGUCUGUGGACUUCCUCCAGAAUAUUGCGAAUAUGGCCCAAAUUUCGAUUUGUGCAAGCCUUGGCUCAAGGAAAACCACUUAGAUUUAUAUCCUGACCUCGCAGAGUUUGAGGUGACAGAGGAAAUGGAAGCCGCUACUCUGGAGGCAAUCUCAGCGCGCGACGCAAUCACAGGUAGUUUAGGACCCGAUUUUGUUGAGGAUAGGAGGACCAAAGAAGAAGAACCCAAAGAUGAUGAAGAGAGAGAAGAUUCUGACAUUCUCGGUAAAGGCUCGUCAAAAGAGAAAGUUCAUCACUACAGUCGCUGGUCUCGAGCUGUUUGGUACCUUUUUAGGAUGGCGUCCAAUACUAUGCAGAUGUUGAUAUUAAAGCUGCCACCAAGACAUUUGGAAAGAAGUUUUCGAGCGGCUGCUCUGCGGAGAAGAAUGCGGAGAGUAUGAUGGAGAUCUCCGUUCAGGGAGAGGUGAUGAAGGAGUUGGGUCAAAUUUGCAACGAACUUUACAAUGUGAGCUGGUUUUUGUUGGAUUUUCAUUUUAGAUUCCUCUGGAUUGCAUGUAUGUAGUGGAUGGAAAGUCUCGAAAGAAGCUCUUCU